AAUUCAGACGCGGCGUCACGUGCCCUGAGCGGCGCACAGCGGUGACGUGACGGCGAGGCGGUGGAAGAUGUCUGAGGCUUCCGGUCGCGCGGCGGGAAACGAAAUGCCGGCCAAGAAGCAGAAGCUGAGCAGCGAUGAGAACAGUAAUCCGGAGCUGUCCGGGGAUGAGAACGAUGACGCUGUCAGCAUAGAAAGCGGCACUAACACAGAACGAGCAGACACCCCCACAAAUACAGCCAAUGUCCCAGGGAGGAAGGGUUGGGGCAAAGGAAAAUGGAAGUCCAAGAAGUGUAAAUACUCAUUCAAAUGCGUGAACAGCCUGAAGGAGGAUCACAGCCAGCCUCUUUUUGGCGUUCAGUUCAACUGGCACAGUAAGGAAGGAGAUCCGCUUGUGUUUGCUACAGUUGGCAGUAACAGGGUCACAUUAUAUGAAUGUCAUUCACAAGGAGAAAUCCGAUUACUGCAGUCUUAUGUAGACGCUGAUGCAGAUGAAAACUUCUAUACCUGUGCAUGGACGUAUGACAGCAACACCAGUCACCCGCUCCUCGCAGUGGCUGGGUCCAGGGGCAUCAUUCGUAUAAUCAAUCCCAUCACUAUGCAGUGUAUCAAGCACUAUGUAGGCCACGGCAAUGCGAUCAAUGAAUUAAAGUUUCACCCAAGAGACCCAAAUCUUCUGUUAUCUGUAAGCAAAGAUCACGCACUGAGACUGUGGAAUAUUCAGACAGACACUCUGGUUGCAAUGUUCGGAGGUGUUGAAGGUCACAGAGAUGAAGUGUUAAGUGCAGAUUAUGAUCUGCUAGGAGAGAAGAUUAUGUCAUGCGGCAUGGACCAUUCACUCAAACUGUGGCGACUAAACUCCAAAAGAAUGCAGACUGCUAUCAAAGAUUCCUAUGAAUACAAUCCUAACAAAACAAACAGGCCGUUUAUUUCACAAAAGAUCCAUUUCCCUGACUUCUCCACAAGAGAUAUUCACAGAAAUUACGUGGAUUGUGUCAGGUGGCUUGGAGACUUAAUACUGUCGAAGUCAUGUGAAAAUGCCAUUGUUUGCUGGAAACCAGGAAAAAUGGAAGACGACAUUGAUAAGAUCAAGCCCAAUGAGUCCAAUGUCACGAUCCUAGGGAGGUUUGAGUACAGCCAGUGUGAUAUCUGGUAUAUGAGAUUUUCUAUGGACUUCUGGCAAAAGAUGCUUGCACUUGGAAACCAGGUGGGAAAGUUGUAUGUCUGGGAUCUGGAAGUAGAAGACCCACACAAAGCCAAGUGUACAACCCUCACACAUCCCAAAUGCAUUUCUGCAAUCCGACAAACCAGCUUCAGCCGGGAUAGCAGUACUCUCAUAGCGGUCUGUGACGAUGCCACCAUUUGGCGCUGGGAUAGGCUGCGGUGAAUCCUCUUCUUGUGAAGAGAACUCCAUGUUCGGUGUAAUGUACUAUUCGCAUUCUGCGACUCGCGUUAUGUAGUAGGCCUGUCGGCCGUAGCCAAGUUUAGUGAUCUGGUUCCUUCUCUGUACUGUUCCCUCGCUACAAUUUCAGCUGCUUUUAAUAAAAAUUUAUUUUUGUACAGCUUUCUGUAACGUCUGUUUUCAUGGACUUCGAUGUAUUUACUGUCUAAUGUAUAUGCCGUUUGUAUGAUUGUGUAAUAUGGGCAUGUUGGAAGCCAGAACGAGUAUGUUCUAUGUAUGUAAAUAUCUUGUUUGUGGGCGUUUUUAAAAGAAGUUAAUUUAAGAUAUCGUAUUGUGGCAGGUAUAUGAUAUGAAUCGGUGACUUAAA
Messenger RNA from Nanorana parkeri, 1766 nucleotides. RefSeq names its product embryonic ectoderm development (gene EED). The transcript has 12 exons. Gene Ontology annotation, cellular component: ESC/E(Z) complex. The coding region runs from base 68 to 1384 and encodes 438 amino acids. Gene Ontology annotation, molecular function: protein binding; nucleosome binding. Gene Ontology annotation, biological process: negative regulation of transcription by RNA polymerase II. The record is from RefSeq and is a predicted model, not a curated record. Lineage: Eukaryota; Metazoa; Chordata; Amphibia; Anura; Dicroglossidae.